AUGUCCACAGUAAAUGAUCGUUGCGUUGUUUGUAAGAAAAAAGUAGGUAGUUUUAAAUGCCAAGGAUGUGAAGAACUGUUUUGCCGUCAUGAUCUGAACGUGCAUCGAAACAAACUUGACUCACAACUUGAAAGCGUUCUCAAUGAAAUGAACACAUUCCACGAAACAUCGAAAGAAAAAAUUCGUGCCCAAAAGUCCACUCUGCUGAACGAAAUUACCAAUUGGGAAAUGAAAUCCAUUGAAAAGAUUAAAAAUGCUGCGAAAGACGCUCGUCAACAAGUUGAAGAAAGAAUCACAUUGGACAAAGGCAAAUAUCUGACAAGAUUCCAGGAAAUGAAAGAAGAAGUACACCAUAGGCAGUCUAAUGACGACUUCGAUGAACGUAAUUUAAUAAAAUGGCAACACACACUAAACAAACUAAAAACAGAUAUCUCACGAAUAGAUAUUAUCGUCGAUGCAAAACAUCAAAGUUUUCCUCUCGUGAACAGUAUUUUUAUCAAUCUACAAGAUCGGUUCACUAAGACGUGUGGAGAUGUACACAUUGCAGAAGAUGGACAUCUUGCGUGUCAUAAUUUCAAUCUGUUCGGUAGUUCAGGAGAAAUUCGUGGCAAAAAUACAUAUACUAGUGGCACAUAUCGACUUUACCUACACAUUCAACAUCUUGAUAUGCAUCCAUGGUGGUUUUUUGGCAUCAUUUCAGAAUCAACACCUAUGCAGACGAAUUCACAUAAUUCAUCAUCUUCGUAUGGGUGGGCUGGCCACAAUGAAGUCUACGUGCAUGGCCACUGUCAGAAGGAUGUCAAUGGAUAUGUGAGUGAUUAUGCACAAGGAGAUACAAUUGAAUUAAUACUCAAAUGCGAUCAACGAAUGAUUUGUAUGCACAAUUUUCGUUCGAAGAAAUCGUAUACAAUAGAAGUUGACACUAAACACUGUCCUUUCCCGUGGAUGCUUCAUUUGAAUCUAUUUCAUAUUCAAACACAAAUAAGGAUUUAA
This is a messenger RNA of Adineta ricciae, 993 nucleotides long. Lineage: Eukaryota; Metazoa; Rotifera; Eurotatoria; Adinetida; Adinetidae. The record is from the annotation of a GenBank genome assembly.